This is a messenger RNA of Vicia faba (fava bean), 906 nucleotides long. Lineage: Eukaryota; Viridiplantae; Streptophyta; Magnoliopsida; Fabales; Fabaceae. The record is from the annotation of a GenBank genome assembly.
AUGAUGAGAACACCAAGCAAUGAUGAAAGUGGUAUAAAGAAAGGUCCAUGGAGUCCAGAAGAAGAUAAAAUAUUAGUUGAUUAUAUUCAGAAACAUGGCCAUGGAAGUUGGAGAGCUCUUCCAAAACUUGCAGGAUUGAAUAGAUGUGGAAAGAGUUGUAGACUAAGAUGGAAUAAUUAUCUGAGGCCUGAUAUUAGAAGAGGAAAAUUCUCUGAUGAAGAAGAGAGCCUCAUUAUCAAUUUACAUUCAGUGCUUGGAAAUAAGUGGGCAGCUAUAGCAACACAUCUUCCAGGAAGGACUGAUAAUGAAAUAAAGAAUUUUUGGAACACACAUUUGAAGAAAAAGCUAAUGCAAAUGGGGUUAGAUCCAGUGACACACAGGCCAAGAACAGAUCACCUAUACCUUCUUACCAAUCUUCAACAAAUAAUAUUGAAUGCUGCAAAUAUUGUCACUAAUUGUGACAUAAAUAAUGUUCUAAGGUUACAACAAUAUCCACAGCUUCCACAACGUUUGAUAAAUGAUGUUUUGGGAUUUAAUCAUAACAUUCAAAAUUUCUAUGAUGGUUCCAAUGUUGGCUUUUCUUCUCAAUUAAUUCACCCUAAUAAUUUGCAAAAUUUUCAAGCCCCUAUUCAGCAAGUUUUACCACAAGAAGGUGGGUACUUUCAGAAAUUUGAUGAACAAAUCGGUGGUAAUACAAAUGUUUCAUCCACAAUAUCAUCAUCAAAUUCGCUUCCAAAGUUAGUAUCGGUCUCUACUCAAAGUUCGUUAUCAGGUAAGGUGAACGAAGAAAAUAUAAUAAAUGAAAAAGAUCCGAGUUAUAACAUUUCUUCAUCUAGCUUUGAAAUAUGGGGAGAUUUUAUGAAUGAAGAUGCAAAUGAUGCUUACUGGAAAGAUUUCAUAGAGUAA